Bipolaris oryzae ATCC 44560 is the source of this 1614-nucleotide messenger RNA. RefSeq lists its product as uncharacterized. Gene Ontology annotation, cellular component: membrane. The transcript is spliced from 4 exons. Gene Ontology annotation, molecular function: solute:proton symporter activity; biotin transmembrane transporter activity; dethiobiotin transmembrane transporter activity. Gene Ontology annotation, biological process: biotin import across plasma membrane. The coding region runs from base 1 to 1614 and encodes 537 amino acids. The record is from RefSeq and is a predicted model, not a curated record. Lineage: Eukaryota; Fungi; Ascomycota; Dothideomycetes; Pleosporales; Pleosporaceae.
AUGGCAGCCGAGGAUGCUGUGAACGGGGUACCACGUGAGGAAAAUGCACCAAACAUACAGACAUCCAAGCAGGCCGGCCUACAUCGCGAUGUCGAAGUUGGUGCCGAGGCAAUUGAUCUCGAUGCAAUCGAGAGGGUAUAUGCCAAGCUUGAUCGCAGGAUACUCCCAGCGUUCUGGGUUCUCUACUUCAUGUGCUCGGCGAUUCGUUCAAACAUUGGACUUGCGCAGACUAUGAACCUGGCAGAGGGCCACGACCUCGGAUCUGUGCUUGACAUCACGCCUAAACAGGUCUCCACGGGUCUGGCGCUGUUCUAUGUCUGCUAUGUCAUUUUCGAUUUGCCAUCGAAUCUCAUCAUGUCGAGAGUUAGUCCCCACGCGUGGAUGAGUCGCAUCGUCACUUGCGUUGGCAUCAUUGGCAUGUGCUUGACUGCUAUGAAUGCUGCAUGGAACCUUUAUCUACUGCGGUUGUUGCUUGGAAUCGUCAUUGCAGGCAUGUGGCCAGGCAUGUCGUACUAUCUGACUCUGUUUUACCCCCCGUCCCGGACUGGAAAGCGGAUUGGGCGUUACUUUACAGCUUCCCAGAUGUCUGCAGCUGUUGUAGGCCUGGUAUCGGCUGGGUUCCAAAAAAUGGACGGUCUCGGUGGGCUGGUGGGUUUUCAGUGGAUGUUCCUCCUCUAUGGCAUUGUUGGGUUUAUCGUCGGCGUGUCUCUACUUUGGUGGCUUCCAGACAGGCCACUGCCUCCUGGUCAAGUCCGCGAGCGAACAGGGUGGAUGAAGUGGCUUCCUCAAAGCAAACCGGCACUGGAAGGCGACGACGCGCGUGUUCACUACGAAGAUCUCACACGUGUCUACAGUCGUAAGCUAUGGAACAUGAGAGACCUGUGGAACGUCAUCAUCGACUGGAGGAUCUACCCAUUGGUCGUCAUGUACUUUGGCGUGGUUGGAGUUGGCAACGGAACGCAGGCAUAUGCGACUGUCAUCAUCCGGGGCAUCAACCCAAGCCUGACGAGCAUCCAGCUCAGUCUGCUUUCGGCACCCAUCUGGAUUAUGGACCUGAUUGCCAUAUUACUGGUUACCCCAAUCUCGGAUCGCUUCCACCACCACCGGCCUGCAUUUUUCAGCGCUGCCGUUCUCGUUCAGAUCACCGGACUCGUGGUGGCAACGUUUGCAAAAGGGUGGUCACGAUACGGCGGGGUUUUGCUCAUUGGGUUUGGGCUUGGGCCGACAGUGCCCAUCUGCAUGGCAUGGUCCAACGAGAUCUUCCAGCCGCGGCAUGGAGAGGUGGGAGUGGCUGCAGCCAGCGCCCUGGUGUCUGGACUGGGUAACCUAGGCAGCAUCUUGACAACGUACGCGCUGUAUUCGGGAUGGCCUGCAGAUGCCCAGGCGGGGCCGCACAAGUACCGCAAGAGCAACCUGGUCAUGAUUGGCAUCUUGUGUGGCAGCAUUGUCAGCGCGGGCAGCAUGGUGGUGUUGUUGAGGGUGUUUGGCAGCGGCAAGGGCAAGCAGGUGAGCAGCGCAAGCUCGACGAGCGAGGGAGAGGCAGCAUAUGUAGACGGUGCGGCGCGACGUGAAGCGCAGCAGCGGGGCCUGGGGCGCCUGUUCUGCUUCAAGUGA